Molecule: messenger RNA, 1523 nt
Organism: Nasonia vitripennis (jewel wasp)
Lineage: Eukaryota; Metazoa; Arthropoda; Insecta; Hymenoptera; Pteromalidae
Product: cyclin-dependent kinase 9-like
Exons: 6
Coding region: 136-1209 (357 amino acids)
Biological process (GO): protein phosphorylation
Cellular component (GO): nucleus
Molecular function (GO): ATP binding; cyclin-dependent protein serine/threonine kinase activity
Source: RefSeq, a predicted model, not a curated record
AUACGUCAAUUAUUGAAGCCAUUCCGCGGACAAAGUUCAGUGUAGCAUAAGGCUCCGUGUCUCUCUCUCUCUCUCUCUCUCUCUCUCCCUCUUUAUUUCACUUUCUCACUCUCUUUAACGUGUCAAACCCAAAAAAUGAAUUUCCCGCAUAGAAAAACGCCAUCACCUCGAUCUUUGAUGAAUCAGGACCCUAAUCAAAAAUAUGGACAACAGUACAACUUUCCAUUUGUCGAGGGUAUUAACACAUACCGCGAUAUAGUAAAAAUCGGCGAGGGCACGUUUGGGGAAGUGUUCAAGGCUAGAAAUAAGUACACGCAACAGAUUGUGGCUAUGAAAAUGAUUCGGGUGAACAGGGCUAGCAAAGCUUUGUCCAUCAUGGCGAUUCGAGAAAUCGCAAUUCUGCAGCGAGUCAAUCAUGAAAACAUGAUUCAUCUAAUCGAGAUCUGCAAGUAUCACGCGGAUUUCUUCCUCAUUAUGGAUUUCUGCGAUCAUGAUCUCGCCGCAUUCCUGUCCAACAAAAACGUGACAUUCAAAUUGGAAGAGAUAAAAACGAUGCUCAAAAUGUUGCUCAGCGGGCUGUUCUACCUGCACUUCAACAAGGUCCUCCAUAGGGACCUCAAACCGGCAAAUAUUCUUCUGACGAGAACCGGCAUCUUGAAACUGGCAGAUUUCGGUCUGGCGCGUCCCUUUAGCACAUCAACCGCCGCUAAGCGGAACUGCAUGUCCACUAAGGUCGCUACGCUGUGGUACCGAGCACCGGAAUUACUUUUGGGAGACAGGGACUACGGACCACCGAUCGACAUGUGGUCAGUGGGUUGCAUCAUGGGUGAAUUUUGGAUCAGGCAUCCGUUGAUGGCCGCUACCUCCGAGCAGGGGCAGUUGAAUAUGAUCACCAGAUUGUGCGGAUCGAUCAACCCAAGCGUAUGGCCAGAUGUCACUAGAUUACCACUCUUUAACGUUGUCAAACUUCCUCAGUGCGGCUACGAUUGGAAGGUAUACGCAGAUUUGUGGCACUGCAUUAAUAAUGCCGAGGCAUUUGACCUGUUGUAUCAGCUUCUAUGCCUGGACCCGAGCAAACGCAUCAGCGCUUAUACUGCUCUGUACCACUACUUCUUUCGGACAAAUCCUCUGCCGUGUGAUCUCAGAGCGAUGAUGAGCCGGUACAAUGAUAGACCGAAUUUGACAUUCUUUGUAAACCGCUCCCCUUGACAUAUCGCAUAUAGUAUGCGUAAUUAUAAUCGACGUUAUAUAAUGGAACAGGAGGCAAUAUACAAUUAUACCAUCGUAAUAUCCGUAUUACAUUUUAGAAUAUAUUGGAUUUUUUUAAUGAACUGUAGACGCGAAGAAUAAUUGUAUAUUUGUUUGUAUGAGAUUUUGUGAAAAUAUUUAUAAUAUAAUGUCAAUGAGUUAAUUGUAUGUUUGUUGGACGUUGUAUAUCCAUACAUGUGACAAUAAGUUUUUAACAGCAGAUAUUGUUGUAGAGUAACCCUUUUCAUUUUAAAUACAAAGAUCAGUUUUUUUAG